UCCCUAAGCUCCUCUUCGUUCCUACUCCUCCCUCUAGUCCUCUUCCUACUCCCGACACCGACAGCGGACAGCCGAGUUUGAGUCCCGCUUCUCUCACCGCUAGCCACCUGGCCCACCUCCGCAGUCCGCAGCCCGCUCCCAGGACCCGGCCUCCCACAAUCCCACUCCUAGACUCCCACAGCAUGCCCAGCGGCCUCAUCUCUGGCGGAAAAGUCUACGGCAUCGCCGGUUGUAUUAAGUUUCUGGAGUCCUAUUAUUUGAUUCUUGUGACCAAGAUGAAGCAUAUUUUGAGCAGACAAUUUUUUGAAUGGUUAAUGGCAAUAUCUGAGGUGAAGGAGAACUUACAUAAAGAUUUAAAUAAGGAGCCAACAGAAGGCGAAUUGGCAGCUACAGUGAACAUGACUGUGUCGGAAUUAAGAAAACAUAUAGAGGUUGGUCAAGCAGCAAGGAACAAACUAAUCAAGGUACGGCCCUGAGUUCAUCGCCGCCUUCGUCGAAGUUCACCGCCGCCUCCGUCGGAUCUCGCCGCCUCUCCUCAUCCUCCUCCCGCUCAACGAGGAGGAUCAUGAGAUCGAGUUGCAGGAACAUUUCAAGGAGAACUUUGAUAAGGCUUCAAUUAUCUGUCCUGAGUGCGAGGUGGAGGCUUUAGGGGGUUAUGCUAGUAAUACUCCAGAGCAUUUUAGUGCCAAGAUAAACAGAUUGAAACAGAGGCUUCAGCGUGAAAACAUGAGGUUGGACACAGCUGAACGAUAUUGCUGAUAGGAGGGUACAUUUAUAGUAGUUAACUUUAUUUGAAUUUUCUUUCCAAAUAUGACGAAUCCAUUGACGAUCUCAGAGUCAUGUAUGAGAAAAAGGAGCGUAAAAUUUUAAAAAGACAACAAAUGUAUUCAGCUUUCCGUAACAAGUUAAUUGUAAGUUCCUAGCUCCUCAAUGGUAAGACUAGCAUCUUAGGGCUUUGAUGAUGAGCUUCACCUUACUUUUUAAUGCUAGCAAUUACUUGUUGUAUAGAUAUUGAGCCUGUACAUUUUGACUCUUUUUGGAUGAUAUUCUAUUUCAUUUUCAACCUUAAUGAAACGACAAUCUGGCUAGAUCUAUCUUGUUCAUCCAAUUUUCUGGAAAAACAAAAAUAAUUAGGAAGCUCUUCACUGCAUAAUGCACAAACUUUUAUAGCUAAUAGCUUGGGCAUCAUUUAAACUGAAGCAUCUAAAGUCUGACGACUAGAGCUUUUCAUAGUCCUUUCCACUCCCCUAACCAUACUAUGAUAUACAUUCCAGUUCUUUGAUCCCAUUAACUCCAUUGACAUUGUCUUAUAGGUUUUUUAUCUUUAGGGGACUAUUUUGAAUGUUUUUUCCACCUUUAACAUCAGAAGUGUAACUCAUACAGGUUUGAAGACAUUUGGCAUCAGAAGUGUUUCAAAUACAUACUUAAUGUUCUUUUUAUCUUUCUAGUUCACAGCCAAAUAUCCUCCAUAAAUCUAUAAUCCAAAAAUUGAAUCACUAUUUGAAUGUUCUUUUUAUCUGUGCAAUGAAUCAUGGAAUUCGGCUAAUGUUUGCCAGAGUAGCAUGUUUUGCUCAGCUUGGUGGGGAGAAUCAGUUACACUCGGGUAUGUAGAAUUUGCUCUAUUCAGUACAUUUCUCUGGAUGUUGUUGUUCUGGAUUUGUUUCCUAUGGCCUAGACGGGGAAAUGCUUUCCGGGAGACUGUCUUGCUGUUAUUGGUUUUGCUGAACAUUCCUACCAAGAAGUUCCUGUCCUACACUGUAUGCGAGAGACAAACACUGUUGCAGAUGCACUAUCUAAACUGGGCCAUGUUCUUCCUCAAAUCCAUUUGUUCUUUGUAAUUAAUGAUACAAAUUUGAUAUUGUUGUUUCUAGUUUUCUUGUUGUAAUCUGUUUUUGAGAGACUUUAUGUACUUGGGUAUGCAAGAGGAAGUUUGUAAAUUAACGCUUUUAGCGCUCAAGGGGAAAUGGAAAAAUAGACUUUUAUGUUGAUGUGAA
Asparagus officinalis (garden asparagus) is the source of this 1994-nucleotide messenger RNA. RefSeq names its product RNA polymerase sigma factor sigE, chloroplastic/mitochondrial-like. Gene Ontology annotation, biological process: DNA-templated transcription initiation; regulation of DNA-templated transcription. The transcript is spliced from 5 exons. The coding region runs from base 183 to 476 and encodes 97 amino acids. The record is from RefSeq and is a predicted model, not a curated record. NCBI's taxonomy places the organism in Eukaryota, Viridiplantae, Streptophyta, Magnoliopsida, Asparagales, Asparagaceae. Gene Ontology annotation, molecular function: DNA-binding transcription factor activity.